This is a messenger RNA of Danaus chrysippus (African queen), 462 nucleotides long. The record is from the annotation of a GenBank genome assembly. Lineage: Eukaryota; Metazoa; Arthropoda; Insecta; Lepidoptera; Nymphalidae.
AUGUUGCGAACAAGUCUGUACAACAUCGGGAGUUUGAUAGCGAUACACUUUCACCCCGGCUCGGUGGUUCGUAGCUCGCGCGGUUCGAUCAAUGCCGCUACCAGUCACACAAGUCGUGUUGUCGGGUUUACUACCGUGGCCGCACCUCCGUCGAAUAAAAGGAAAAUGGCUGACAAACUAAGUCAACAAGAACGCGAGUCCUUGCUUCAACCAUUAUUAAACUCUGGCUGGAAGGUGCAAAGCAAUAGGGAUGCCAUUGAAAAAGAGUUUCAAUUUAAAAACUUCAAUGAGGCAUUUGGAUUUAUGACUAGGGUCGCUCUGUUAGCUGAGAAAAUGGACCACCAUCCCGAGUGGUUCAAUGUUUACAACAAACUACAGGUGACACUCUCUUCACAUGAUUGCAACGGCUUAAGUAAAAGAGACAUCAAGAUGGCAUCAUUCAUGGAUGAAAAUUUCAAAUAA